AUGGCAGCACGCAAUUUGUCUGCAGACAAGAAGCAUAAUAGUGUACAAAGCAGAAAUAAUACAUCGCAUGACAGACAACGCAAUAGUAUAUAACAAGGACAGUGACAACGAUUAAUUCCACCCGUACCACCAUUUUACUGCUCCGUGAUGAUAAUAUUUCUCUAUCUAUGAAUUGAUCAAAUUUUCAUUUGCAACAAACACCAAUUAAAAAGAUUUAUUUGUGAUCUUUCAUAGUUGCAUCUGUUUAGUCGGUGUUUCUUUCUUUCUUUCUAUACAUUUAUACAUUUUAUACCAUUUUUCUUUCUAUACAUCUAUACAUUUUAUACCAUUUGACAAACAAGAAAUUGAAUAAAAAUAAUCAAAACUAUAUAGAAAACUAGUACGCUGUCAUCUGUCGGCAAAUAAAUAAGUCUACCAUUUAAAAUAAACAUGUAUUUUCUAUCAUUUAAAAAAAUUCGAAAUAUAAAGAACAGUUUCUUUUUAAAUAAUGAAAAAAGAAAUUUGUUUUUUUAUUGAUAAAAUAUUUCCUUAUAUUUAUAAAGUAAAUAAUCCGCUAAUUGUUUCGCUUGAUAAUUAUAUUUCUUGAUUUAUGUCAGAUAUACUGUCAAAUGUGUUGACUGUAAUUUAAUGUAAUUAUUUAUAUAUCUGUAAUUCUGUAUAAUUAAUAUAAAAUUGUUUUUUUAAUUCUACUUGAAUUCUCCUACUAUUGUGUAAGAACCAAUGAUAAUCGUACUUAUUUAAUUACUAUUAACUACCGAUUAUAAUUGCACAAAGUCUAUAUUUCCAGUAUAUAUCGUAGAACUCACGAUAAAUUUUAAUUAUAGAUAAAAAUUUCAUAUCUCUUGAUUUCUCAGAUUUUAGUGAGAAACUGUUGAGAAAAGUAUCUAAAUUGAUGACAGUAGUACGGACCUUCGACUUCAUUCUUGUAAACAUUGUGUUUAGAUUUAUGAAAGUAAUUGUUUUUCCCAUCUGAGAUUCAUCAGAGUGCAUUUUAUAUAAAACAUUCAAUUGAUUAAGUUAUUUGAUUGCAAAACCAAUCGUAGAAAUCACAAAUAAUGUGUAAUUUUGUAUGUGUAUGGAUACGACAGUCUUGGUUGGUGAGUAACUCUGCCAUUAAAAUCAUUUUACAUAUUUAACAAAUAUACUGUCGAGUAUUGUAAAAACUUAAGUAAAAUAAUAUUUAUUGAAAUUUGCCAGAUAUUAUUAUUAUAGAACAACAUAUAAUCAAUUGUAUUAUUGGAUAAAUUAUUCUACAACGCAUUUACUACUGUCCUAUGAAAUGUCGAAAGAUAUUAGUUAGUAUAAAACGGCUUCCGUAUCUUUCAAUGUAGAAUUUAUUAUUAAAAUUUAUUGAAAUCAUUUUUGCACAGAGUUUGCAAUUUUAUUUUAUUCGAGUUAGGGAAAAAAAGAUCUAAUAAGUUUAUUUUCGUCUGAUUUAAGUAAGGUUAUGAUAAUUUUACUAUUUUUUUAAAUAUGAUGUUUAAUAAAUAGUAAGACUAUGGAUUUUUUGUUUGUAUAGUUUGAUAAUUUAAAUUUAAUCCUUUGAAGAAAGCAAAUGACAAACAUAUAUUUAUUGUUUUCUAAUUGACUACUUUAUUUAUAAUAUAUUUUUAAGUGUAUUUUAAGUAUCGAUGAUAGUAAUUGUUUUUCAUCAACAGGACAAUCCAUGACUUGUUAGAUAAUCGUAAUAGUCUUGGAGUUUUACCAUGGAACAAAUAAAUGAAGUGCAUAGUGAUAUUAAUAAAACAGAAUUAAUAACAUUAAAUGUACUUUCAUCAAAUGUACCAUCAGAAUCAAAUACUGAUAAUGUUAAGAACAAGGAAGAUAUUUCAGAAAAUCAAGAAGAUAAGUCACAGAAGUAUACUGAUAUUAUAAUUCAGAAUGCUUUAUCAACAAAUGAAUGUGAUGCAACAGAUUCAAAUAAAAAAAUUGAAAGUAAAGAAAGUGUAACAGAAAGCAUAGAUAAUGCUAUAAUUAACGAAGUAAAACAAGAAAUAAAGAAUAACGUACAAAUUGAUGAUCAGUGUAAAAAAAAUGAAAAAUUUCAAGAAGGACAAAUAGAAAAGACUAAUGAGAUUGAAGAUAAUUUAAAAUGUGUUGAAGAUACAUCCUUACAUAAAGAAUGUACAAACAAUGUCAAAAUACUUAACAGAAAUGAGGCUGAACAAAAUUAUGAUGAGAAACAAAAUGUUUGUACAAUAUUAAAUAUAGAUACAGUUGAUGAUACUAAUGCUCACUGUCAAGCAUUAAUUAAAACACUUAGUGAAACCUUUGAUGAUAAAGACCAAACAUUACAUGUUACAGAUACAGAGGCAGAUUUAUCUAAACUAGUUGAUAGUAAUUCAGAAGUAAUGGUACUGACUGUAGAAACUAUUAAUGAUUUAAAUGAAAGUACAGAAGAAAAUAUUGUUUUAACUGUACAUGAAAAGGACACUGUUGUAAAUUCCAAUGAAAAUAAUGUUUCUGUAGAACAAAAAGAAAUAAAGAAGACAGAAAUUGUAAAUGAAGAAUUUAAUUUAAUAGAUUAUGCUCAAGAAAGUGAUGGAACAAUUAUAGAAGUAAUUUCAACAGAAAUUGUGGAUCCUGAAAUUUGUGAAAAUUGUAAUCAGCAAGGCAAUAAAGAAGUAUUAAAUUAUACAGAACCAGAAAAAGAUUCUGUAACUCCAAUUACUUCAGAAAUAAUUAAUAAUCCAGAAACUACAGAUGAUGUUGAUAUUAAAGAAGAAAACAUAAAGAUAAAAAACAAGAAUACUGAUGGAAAAUAUAAUGUAGAACAAGAAAAAAUAAAUGGAAAUAGUAAGACUGAAUCUUUUGAUAGUUCACUUAAAAUUAAUGUAGAAAAGAAAAUUAUUCAUAAUAAAAUGAUCAUACCUACAUAUGUUACGAAUACAGAAGGAGAAAAUAAAUCUGUAAAUGAAACAGAUAAAGUGGGCACAACUAAUAAAAGAAGUGUAAUUCAGGAUAUCUUCGAUGACUGGGGUGAUGAAAAUAUAGAAGAUGAUAGUCAGUCUAAAACACCAGACACUGUGGAAAUUGAAUUGAAAAGUUUAUUAAAUGACACAAAAACACAAACAAUAGAAGAAAGCACAGUUGUACUACUUGAAGAAGAAAUUACAUGUAUUGAAAAAGAAGAAUCGGUUGUAGACAGUGGAAAGAUUAUAGACGUUGCUAAACAAAACAAAGAAAUACAAAUAUCAAAGGAACAAAUGGAUAACAGUCAAACAACAAAAAAACAACAAAAUAGUAUGAAGUCAUCGCUUAAAGAACAAUUAACUUAUUCUAUAUCACAGGCAGUUGGAAAGUCUACAAAAGAUUCAAUACAUGAUACUGUUGCAUUUAGUCAAACUUCAUCAUCACAAAUUGUGCCUACUAAUCGUCGUAAUUUAACCAAUCAACGUUCACCAGUUGAAAUAGCAGAAGCAAUAAAAGAACGACUCCGUGAAAAGCAAAAAAUAGUAGAACAACCACCACGACCUGAUAUAGUUUUUGUUAAAAAACUAACCCAGAGAUUAUCAAGUAAACUAGUAGGUAAUCCAGGAACAUCCUUACCAGCACUUAUACCAUUGCCUCAACCUAUUAAUCAAUCCCAGUGUGAUAAAAAACUGGUAGAUAAUACUAAUACAGAAAUUAACAAAGAAAGUAAUUCUGAUAAUAAAGAAUUGUUAGCAAUAUUAGAAGGUGAUGUCGAUCCAGAUUGGUCUAAUUUGAAACCACCAAUUUUAACAGAAGAGGGAAAACGGUCAGUAAAGAUUGAACAAAGUGGUUAUAAUACACCACCAAAACUUGAUCCUUUAGUUGAAAGAGAAUUAGCAUUGAAACAACUUCUGGAAUUACCAAUUACACCACCUAAAAAAAAUGUACAGAAGAAGAAGAAAACACCUAUUAAAACAUCUAAAGCAGUGAAAACUAAAGUUACAUCUAACAUAGAAAAAGAAACAACUGAAACUAAUCCAAUAAAUGAAACUACAGAAUUUAUAGAGAAUAAAAAUCUUUCUGAUACUGCUUCGUCUUCUUCGCUUAUUGAAUUUCAUACUCCAGAAAAGAAAACAGAUGUACAAGAUGUACGAUUAGAUGAAUCAAGAUCAGGUAGAAAACGAAAACUUACAGAAAAAGCUAGAGAACAUGAACAACAACAAAAUAUUGUAAAACGUCAAAAAAUAUAUAAAGGAAAAAUUUCACCAGGCAAGAAACAGCCUCAAGAACAAACUUUAACUGACAUUAAUUUAUUAACUGAAAAUCAUAUAUCUAAGGAAACUAUAAUACUUGCUAAUGACGAGGCUACAAAAACAGGUGAAAUAACAAAUAAACAUGUCACAAAUAAUAAUAAAGUAGAUGUAGCAUUAAACAAACUUGAUAACAUACAAAAUGUAUGUAAAUUAAAACUUUCAAGACAAAAUCUUAGUAAAAAAGGAUCGCAGUCUCUCGAUAAACAAAAUAUAGUAGUAAAAAAGAUAUUAAAAAAUAUAUCUUCCAAUAAAAAAACUGUUGCUGUAAGAAAUAAAUUAGGCGCAAAGAAAUCAGGGUCAAAGAUAGUUUCAAAAUCAAAACGAUGUACAGAAAUCUCUACUGGAGAUCCUAAACCAAAAAAGAAGAUCAUAAACGAAAUAGAUAGAUUACUUCAAGAUGAAGGUGUUGUAAAUUUGUUAUACGAUGUAGAACAACCUGAUAAAAAAAGAUUAGUUCCCAUUACUAAGUCCCAAGCAAAAGUUAUGGAUAUACAGAAAGUACAGCGUGAACUUAAACUUAGAAAAAAGUUAGUACGUAAUGCAGUUUUAAGAUUACGUACUUCAACAGCAGGUGUGUCAAAAGUUUCUCCAAGAUCUAAAAGGACUUCUUUAUAUCUAAAUGAUAUACAAGUAGAUAAAAAGAUUGGAGAUCAAACUGCAUCAGCAAAACAAGUGAAUUUAACAUCUCAAGAGUUUAUUUUACCUGCAAAAAUAAGAAAUGCAGCAGAUGCAUCCGUUAUAAUUAGAAGGCAUUCAUCUAGUUCAUUUUCUAGUGCAUCUGGAAGUCCUAGAGUUAGUAUUGAUAGUCCAGAGAAGAAUGAAGUUAUUAAAGUUGAUGAAGGAGGAUCCCAUUCUUUAAGGUCUACAAAAAGACGAUAUUCACAAGAUGAAAAAGUAAAUAUAAAAAAAAGUAAAAAGAAGACAAUGCAAAAAAGUGAUACAGGAAUUGAUCUUGACACUGUAGAAGAUAAAAUGGUAUUUCCUGGACGUCUCAAUAAAAAAAUGGAUUCAAAAAAGCCUGACAAAAAUUCCAAACAACUAGAAACAGAUGAAACUAAUAAUGAUUUAGGAAAAAUUAUUACAAGAUCAAAUGGUACAACUACAGGUAAAGUAACAUCAAAAACAAAGAAAACUACAAAGAACAAAGUUACAUUUGCUAAAACAAGUGAAUCAGAUAACAAUGAAGAAUUUUGCAAAGAAGAUGAACUUUCAGCCUGCCUUGCAGAAGCUGCAAAUGCUUUAUCAGUAGUCAAUGCUGGGAAUCGGACUAUAAGUUCAACGACAAAUCGUAAAAAUAAAGCCAAUGUAAAUAUCACUAAAACAUUGGAAGCGGAUAAUAACAAAACAAAAAUGGAAACUCGAAGUCAAUUUAGUAAUAAAGAAAUAAAUAUACGUCGACAUGGAAAUCUUGUGCAAUUAAUACUUACACCAUCAUCUUCAACAAAAAUAAGAAAUGCUCUAACUCUCCAGGUGAUGCAAGAAUUUCGCGAAACAUUAUCGAUUUUGAAAAAAGAUGAUGAUUGCAAAGUAGUUUUAUUAACAUCAACAGGAAGUAGUUUUUGUGAAGGUCUUGAAUUAUCUAUGUUGUUACAUACAAAUAAAGAAGAACGGCGUACGCAUGCCCAAGAAGUGGCAGAUGCAGUUAAGGACUUCAUUAAAAAUUUAGCAUCAUUUAACAAACCUAUUGUUGCUGGAGUUCAGGGAGCUGCAGUUGGACUUGGAGUAACAAUGUUGCCUUUAUUUGAUCUUGUGAUAGCUAGUGAUAAAGCAACAUUCAGUACACCUUAUGGUAAAUUAGGACAAAUUGCUGAAGGUGCUGCUGUAUUCACUUUAUCGCAUAUACUGGGAAGUGCAAUUACAAGUGAAUUAUUAUUAGGUGGGAGAACCUUAACAGCCAGUGAAGCAUUAAGAGCUGGUCUUGUUACUCGUGUUCUGUGGCCUGAUAGAUUUCAAGUUGAAUUAUUACCAACAUUAAAAGCUAUGAGUGAACAAUCUUCACAGUCUAUGGAAGCUACAAAAGCAUUAUUACGUCAUAGUUUGAGAAAAAAAUUAGAUGCGGCAUUAGAAUCUGAAACAUAUUUGCUGAUACAGCAUUGGUGUUCUGUAGAAUGUCAAGCUGCUAUAAAAGCUUACAUUGAUGGAAAAGUCCAGUGAAAUUUAAAUGGUAAUACUCUGUUUUAUCUGUACAUCUGUUUUUAAUCAUUUGUAACUUAUAUGCUAGAAACGAAAUAACGAGAAUAUUAAGCAUGGUUGAGAUAAUUAUUUUCACGAAGUAUUAAAUAUAGCGGUAGUAAUUUUAUAGUACAUACAUAUAACAAUAUGCAAAGUGUAAAUACAUGUUUGUCAUUGUUAUAUAUAAUUUGUAUAUGAAAUUAUAUAAUAUAUUAUUUCUUUAAAAAAGAUUAUUUCAAAAUUAGUUUUCACAUUUAUCAUCUGUUAUUCUAUUAUUAAACAUUGUAUAUAAAAUUAUAAUUCAUUAUCAAUGAUAUUUAAAAUAUGAAAAUAAUAAUGAGUUUAAUUAAAAUAUCUUCUAAAAAGACUUCAAAAAGUUCAAUUAUGUGCUAUAGAUGCCUACUGAUUUUGAAUGGAAGUACAUCAAAUUCCAACAUACCUAGUAUUGUAAAUUGGAUUUGAAGAUUAAUAACGAGAUAAUUAAUUUGAAGAAUACAAGAAAAGAAAUCACGGAUCUGGUGUGUCAUUUUAUAUCAACCAACGCACGAUUAUUAUAUAUAUACGAUUAUUAUGCAUAAAAUAUAAAAUUAAUUAUUCUGAUGAACUAUUUUAAUAUUAGAUAAUUUAGAUAUAUGGAUUUACAUGCACGCAUGAUCACAAAAUAAGGUAUUUCAUGUUACUGUUUUGAAUAAUUUUUAAAUUAUUAUAUGCUUUACCUAAAAAAAUAUAUACAAGGCGUUCGCGAAUUUACUGUCUCGUGUUUUUUCUCAUAAAAAAUAGAUGCUAUAGAGAAAUGAAAAAGGAUAAGUACUUUUUUUUGCACCCAAUGUAAUUUAUAGUCGUUGAAUUCAUCUUCAUAUUCGCUUUCAUAUAAUAUAAAAAAAAAAUAUAGCCAUUUAAAAAUUGAAGAUCACCUUCAGUUCUCAAAAAGCAGUAUGGCUAGAAAGAAUUUCUACAUAUCAUUACAUUGCGUACAAAAAAUAAUACAAUUUUAUCCUCUUAUUUUUUCAUAGCAUCUAUUGAAAAAGUUGGACAGUAAAUCUGUGAACACCCUGUAUUUUUUGUUUUAUUCAAAAAUAGAAAAUAUAUAGAAUAUAAUCGAUUUUGCACAAUUUAGUAUUUUGUGUAAAAAAAAAAUAAAAAAUAAAUAGCGAAAAAAUCAUGAAGUAAUGCUUCACGAUAUAAAUGCUUAGAUAUAAAAAAACUCAUAAUAUAAAUGCUUAGAUUAUCCAAGACGAUAAUAUUACGCAUCUCAUUUUGUAUAUGUGUGUGUAUGUAAAUUUUUCAUAGUAUAUUAUUAUUAUAGAAUAAAAUAA
Heterotrigona itama is the source of this 7714-nucleotide messenger RNA. Lineage: Eukaryota; Metazoa; Arthropoda; Insecta; Hymenoptera; Apidae. The record is from the annotation of a GenBank genome assembly.